AUGUCGACCGAAGCCCCACCAUUUAUCGGACGAAUGCUCGCAAUGUUCGAGCCAGCAUAUAUCAUGACUUGGGCUAUGUCGCACUACAUCCGAAUCUGCGCCGAAGCUGUCUUCAAAAAUGGCCAGCUCUUUGCCCCAAUCACUCAGACCCGGAGACUCCGCGAUGAAGCAUUCGGAAGAUUCUGGAUCGAGUUCACUACACCCCGCCAAAUGAGCUCCAACCCAAACAACCAACAAGUCUCCGAGCCAGUCGGUUCCUCAGCUCUAAUCCCCCCAAUCCUCCGCACAGCCACAGGAACAGUCCUCGACAUCGGUCCAGGCACAGGUACACAGAUGCCACUACUCACCUCACCAGCCAUAACAGCCCUAUACGGUGCCGAGCCAUGCAAAGGCCUCCACGCCACGAUCCGCGCAAAAGCGCUUGCAGAGAACAUCUCACCCAGGUAUCACAUCGUGCCUACAGGCGUAGCAGCCCACGAACUGAUCCCCGCAUUGCGGGCGGCGGGGACGGGCGUCGUGGAUGAGUACGAUACCGACCCGCGCGCUGGUAUCUUCGACACGAUCCUUUGUGUGCGGGUAUUGUGCUCGGUAUCUGAAAUGGAGCGUACGGUGAGUGAGCUGUACGGGAUGCUUAGGCCUGGUGGGCGGUUGCUUGUUACGGAGCAUGUUGUUAAUCCGUGGCGGCGAGCCAAAGGGUCGAUUAUUGGGCGGUUUGUGCAGGGUGUUUAUCAGGUUCUUGGAUGGAGUUGGUUUACUGGGGAUUGUUGUUUGGUUAGGGAUACCGAGGCGGUUUUAAGGGCUGCUGCUGAUGUGGAUGGCGGGUGGGAGAGUGUUGAGUUAGAGAGGAAUUUUGAGUGGUCGGCUAUGCCUUAUAUUUCUGGGGUUUUAGUUAAGAAGGGGGUUUAG
Penicillium digitatum Pd1 is the source of this 906-nucleotide messenger RNA. RefSeq names its product class I SAM-dependent methyltransferase. Lineage: Eukaryota; Fungi; Ascomycota; Eurotiomycetes; Eurotiales; Aspergillaceae. The record is from RefSeq and is a predicted model, not a curated record.